GGAAUCUAAAAAAACUGGACCGCAAUGGCGUGAUCUUGGCUCACUGCAACCUCCACCUCGUGGGCUCAAGUGAUUCUCCCGCCUCAGCCUCUCGAGUAGCUGGGAUUACAGGCUCCCAUCACCACGCCCAGCUAAUUUUUUUGUAUUUUAGUAGAGACAGGGUUUCACCAUAUUGCCCAGGGUGGUUUCGAACUCCUGAGCUCAGGCAAUCUGCCCACCUUGGCCUCCCAAAGUGCCGGGAUUACAGGCGUGAGCCACUGCACCUGGCCCUGUGCUUUUUUGAUGUUGUUUUUGUUGUUUAUUAUUGUUUGGACGACACAUUGCUGAGCUUUCUGUCCAUAAGCUCCUGUUCUCAGGGGCUUGCUACUCACAUCAUGAUCCACAGGAGACUCUCAGGGUCAGGUCUUUCUCUGCCCAGCCCUGGCUUCCUGGUGCUGUGUUCAAGUCUGAUUUUGGAUCCCUGAGACCUUUUUCUCCUACCUUUCUUCUGAAAGGAUAACAGUCAUUUUGUGACCUUGAUCAGGAAAUUUUCAGCUGGGUUUUCCCUUUGUAUUUUAUUUGAUGUUUUUAACCAGGGAGGGAAACUCCUGCUACCAUGUGAGUUGUGCUGGGGAGACUUGCCAGAGAAGAGCUGCCUGCAGGGGGAUUUCUCGCUACCACAUUCAGGGUUUCCCUACUUUGGAAGCCUCGUGGCUGGAGUCUUAAAGGCCAAAGUUCCCCCAAAUUUUCUGAACGCUGAAUGAUUGAAAACACCUAUUUUUUUUUUUUCCCAUUUUACCCAAGCGCCCAUUUCCCAAUAAAGGGCUUGGGUAAUGACAAGAAACUAAAACUGAAACCACAACUCUGCUCUAAAAUAAGAGACUCAGAGACACCCAGGAAGGGCCUGGCUUUGAGACUUGUCACUCCCUGAGAUCCACUGUGGCACCAAAUGUUUGCCGAGCUCCGCCCUGGGAGGGAGGCCUGAAGCCUGGGAACUGGGAGGCCUGGGUCCCAGCGGAGAGACCUCACCAUGAGUGAGUCUCUCUCGAUUCAGUUCUCACAGUGAGUUGAGAGCCAAGCCAGCCAUUCUUCAGCCUCACCGGGACUGCAAUGUGCCGGUCUUAGCUGCUGUCUGAGAGGAUGUCUGGGGUGUCCGAGCCCCUGAGCCGAGUAAAGUUGGGCACGUUACGCCGGCCUGAAGGCCCUGCAGAGCCCAUGGUGGUGGUACCAGUAGAUGUGGAAAAGGAAGACGUGCGUAUCCUCAAGGUCUGCUUCUAUAGCAACAGCUUCAAUCCUGGGAAGAACUUCAAACUGGUCAAAUGCACUGUCCAGACGGAGAUCCGGGAGAUCAUCACCUCCAUCCUGCUGAGCGGGCGGAUUGGGCCCAACAUCCAGCUGGCUGAGUGCUAUGGGCUGAGGCUGAAGCACAUGAAGUCCGAUGAGAUCCACUGGCUGCACCCACAGAUGACGGUGGGUGAGGUGCAGGACAAGUAUGAGUGUCUGCACGUGGAAGCCGAGUGGAGGUAUGACCUUCAAAUCCGCUACUUGCCAGAAGACUUCAUGGAGAGCCUGAAGGAGGACAGGACCACGCUGCUCUAUUUUUACCAACAGCUCCGGAACGACUACAUGCAGCGCUAUGCCAGCAAGGUCAGCGAGGGCAUGGCCCUGCAGCUGGGCUGCCUGGAGCUCAGGCGGUUCUUCAAGGAUAUGCCCCACAAUGCACUUGACAAGAAGUCCAACUUCGAGCUCCUAGAAAAGGAAGUGGGGCUGGACUUGUUUUUCCCAAAGCAGAUGCAGGAGAACUUAAAGCCCAAACAGUUCCGGAAAAUGAUCCAGCAGACCUUCCAGCAGUACGCCUCGCUCAGGGAGGAGGAGUGCGUCAUGAAGUUCUUCAACACUCUCGCGGGCUUCGCCAACAUUGACCAGGAGACCUACCGCUGUGAACUCAUUCAAGGAUGGAACAUUACUGUGGACCUGGUCAUUGGCCCUAAAGGGAUCCGCCAGCUGACCAGUCAGGACGCAAAGCCCACCUGCCUGGCCGAGUUCAAGCAGAUCAGGUCCAUCAGGUGCCUCCUGCUGGAGGAGGGCCAGGCAGUACUUCAGCUGGGCAUUGAAGGUGCCCCCCAGGCCUUGUCCAUCAAAACCUCGUCCCUAGCAGAGGCUGAGAACAUGGCUGACCUCAUAGACGGCUACUGCCGGCUGCAGGGGGAGCACCAAGGCUCUCUCAUCAUCCAUCCUAGGACAGAUGGUGAGAAGCGGAACAGCCUGCCCCAGAUCCCCAUGCUAAACCUGGAGGCCCGGCGGUCCCACCUCUCAGAGAGCUGCAGCAUAGAGUCAGACAUCUACGCAGAGAUUCCCGACGAAACCCUGCGAAGGCCUGGAGGUCCACAGUAUGGCAUUGCCCGUGAAGAUGUGGUCCUGAAUCGUAUUCUUGGGGAAGGCUUUUUUGGGGAGGUCUAUGAAGGUGUCUACACAAAUCACAAAGGGGAGCAAAUCAACGUAGCUGUCAAGACCUGCAAGAAAGACUGCACUCUGGACAACAAGGAGAAGUUCAUGAGCGAGGCAGUGAUCAUGAAGAACCUUGACCACCCGCACAUCGUGAAGCUGAUCGGCAUCAUUGAAGAGGAGCCCACCUGGAUCAUCAUGGAAUUGUAUCCCUACGGGGAGCUGGGCCACUACCUGGAGCGGAACAAGAACUCCCUGAAGGUGCUCACCCUCGUGCUGUACUCGCUGCAGAUAUGCAAAGCCAUGGCCUACCUGGAGAGCAUCAACUGCGUGCACAGGGACAUUGCUGUCCGGAAUAUCCUGGUGGCCUCCCCUGAGUGUGUGAAGCUGGGGGACUUUGGUCUUUCCCGGUACAUUGAGGAUGAGGACUAUUACAAAGCCUCUGUGACUCGUCUCCCCAUCAAAUGGAUGUCCCCAGAAUCCAUUAACUUCCGACGCUUCACGACAGCCAGUGAUGUCUGGAUGUUCGCCGUGUGCAUGUGGGAGAUCCUGAGCUUUGGGAAGCAGCCCUUCUUCUGGCUGGAGAACAAGGAUGUCAUCGGGGUCCUGGAGAAAGGGGACCGGCUGCCCAAGCCUGACCUCUGUCCACCGGUCCUUUAUACCCUCAUGACCCGCUGCUGGGACUACGACCCCAGUGACCGGCCCCGCUUCACCGAGCUGGCGUGCAGCCUCAGUGACAUUUAUCAGAUGGAGAAGGACAUUGCCAUGGAGCAAGAGAGGAAUGCUCGCUACCGAACCCCCAAAAUCUUGGAGCCCACAACCUUCCAGGAACCCCCACCCAAGCCCAGCCGACCUAAGUACAGACCCCCUCCGCAAACCAACCUCCUAGCUCCGAAGCUGCAGUUCCAGGUUCCCGAGGGUCUGUGUGCCAGCUCUCCUACGCUCACCAGCCCUAUGGAGUAUCCAUCUCCCGUUAACUCACUGCACACCCCACCUCUCCACCGGCACAAUGUCUUCAAACGCCACAGCAUGCGGGAGGAGGACUUCAUCCGACCCAGCAGCCGAGAAGAGGCCCAGCAGCUGUGGGAGGCUGAAAAGGUCAAAAUGCGGCAAAUCCUGGACAAACAGCAGAAGCAGAUGGUGGAGGACUACCAGUGGCUCAGGCAGGAGGAGAAGUCCCUGGACCCCAUGGUUUAUAUGAAUGAUAAGUCCCCAUUGACGCCAGAGAAGGAGGUCGGCUACAGCAGGGAGGGAAGAGCCAGCAGUAAGCCCCGGGCCCGGAGGGGUGGCACCGAGGAGGAUGAUGAUGACAGCAGCCACAGAGAACUGGACACAAUGGAGUUCACGGGGCCCCCGCAGAAGCCCCCGAGGCUGGGAGCACAGUCCAUCCAGCCCACAGCUAACCUGGACCGGACCGAUGACCUGGUGUACCUCAAUGUCAUGGAGCUGGUGCGGGCCGUGCUGGAGCUUAAGAAUGAGCUCUGUCAGCUGCCCCCCGAGGGCUACGUGGUGGUGGUGAAGAAUGUGGGGCUGACCCUGCGGAAGCUCAUCGGAAGCGUGGACGAUCUCCUGCCUUCCUUGCCGUCAUCUUCACGGACAGAGAUCGAGGGCACCCAGAAACUGCUCAACAAAGACCUGGCAGAGCUCAUCAACAAGAUGCGGCUGGCGCAGCAGAACGCCGUGACCUCCCUGAGUGAGGAGUGCAAGAGGCAGAUGCUGACGGCUUCACACACCCUGGCCGUGGACGCCAAGAACCUGCUCGAUGCUGUGGACCAGGCCAAGGUUCUGGCCAAUCUGGCCCACCCACCUGCAGAGUGAUGGAGGGUGGGGGCCACCUGCCUGUGUCUUCCGCCCCUGCCUGCCAUGUACCUCCCCUGCCUUGCUGUUGGUCAUGUGAGUCUUCCAGGGGGAAGGCCAAGGGGAGUCACCUUCCCUUGCCACUUUGCACGACCCCCUCUCCCCACCCCUACCCCAGGCUGUACUGCUCAGGCUGCAGCUGGACAGAGGGGACUCUGGGCUAUUGACACAGGGUGAGGGUGACAAAGAUGGCUCAGAGGGGGCGCUGCUCCUGCCUGGCCACUCCUCCCUAAGGCAGCCUGGUCCAUGCAGGGGGCUCCUGGGGCUGGGGUGUGUCACGUGGUACCCCUAGCUUUAUAUAUGGACAUGGCAGGCCAAUUUGGGAACCAAGCUAUUCCUUUCCCUUCCUCUUCGGCCCUCAGAUGUCCCUUGAUGCACAGAGAAGCUGGGGAGGAGCUUUGUUUUGGGGGUCAGGCAGCCAGUGAGAUGAGGGAUGGGCCUGGCGUUCUUGUACAGUGUAUAUUGAAAUUUAUUUAAUGUGAGUUUGGUCUGGACUGACAGCAUGUGCCCUCCUGAGGGAGGACCUGGGGCACAGUCCAGGAACAAGCUAAUUGGGAGUCCAGGCACAGGAUGCUGUGUUGUCAACAAACCAAGCAUCAGAGGGAAGAAGCAGAGAGAUGUGGCCAAGAUAGGACCUUGGGCCAAAUCCGCUCUCUUCCUGCCCCUCUUUCUCUUUCUUCCUUUACUUUCCUUUUCUUUUUUCUUUUCCCUCUUUUCUUACUCCUCCUCUUUCUCUCGCUGACCCCCAUUCUCAUCGGCACCCUUCUUUUCUUGCGUGUUUGCAUAAACAUUCUUUUAACUUCUUUCUAUUUGACUUGUGGUUGAAUUAAAAUUGUCCCAUUUGC
Symphalangus syndactylus (siamang) is the source of this 5126-nucleotide messenger RNA. It is a transcript of the gene PTK2B, whose product is annotated as protein tyrosine kinase 2 beta. Gene Ontology annotation, cellular component: focal adhesion; cytoskeleton. Gene Ontology annotation, biological process: protein phosphorylation; signal complex assembly. Gene Ontology annotation, molecular function: protein tyrosine kinase activity; ATP binding. NCBI's taxonomy places the organism in Eukaryota, Metazoa, Chordata, Mammalia, Primates, Hylobatidae. The record is from RefSeq and is a predicted model, not a curated record.